AUGGCUCCAGCUAUCAAGUUGUACACCAACCAUAGAUGCCCCUGGGCACACAGGGCACACAUUGUCCUAGCAGAACUAGGGCUUCAGUACGAAGAGGAGAUCAUCGACCUGGAUACCCCUCGUACACCGGCGUACCUAAGAGUCAAUCCUCGGGGCUUGGUCCCGUCGCUAUCCUUUGACGGUGAGGUUAUUACCGAGUCUGCUAUUGUAGCGCAGUUUCUCGCCGACACCUAUCCGUCGACCCUGGUGCCAUCAACGGCGGAUGCUGGCGGACCGCUCACUCGCGCAAGAAUUGCCUUCUUCGUAGACGCCUGGUUCUCCAAGGUCAACGGCCUCUACACCAAGAGUCUGUAUGCUUACUCGGUCGAAGAGUCCGAGACCUUCGCCAAGGAUGUCGUAGCCGCCAUCAUCAAGGAGGUUGAGCCCCUGCUCGCCAACGCGGGCCCCUUUUUUGGCGGCAGCGAGAAGCUUACGCUGGCCGAGGCACUGACUGGGCCAUUUGUUCUACGGCUCUUCACAUUCGCCAAGCACGGCCUCCUGCCGGAGAGUCUCUCCAAGUCGCUCGAGCAGUCGGCGCCCAAUUUCCACAAGUGGGGACAAGCCGUCAGCCAGCAUCCCAGUGUUCUCUCCAUCUUCAAGGAGGAUGUCAUCGUGGGGACGGCCCAGAAGAGAAUCGCCAAAAUUAGGGGCCAAACAUGA
Phaeoacremonium minimum UCRPA7 is the source of this 699-nucleotide messenger RNA. Its product is annotated as putative glutathione s- protein. Bases 1 to 699 code for a protein of 232 amino acids. NCBI's taxonomy places the organism in Eukaryota, Fungi, Ascomycota, Sordariomycetes, Togniniales, Togniniaceae. The transcript has 3 exons. The record is from RefSeq and is a predicted model, not a curated record. Gene Ontology annotation, cellular component: cytoplasm.